ACCAGCUGGAGGAGCUGGAAAAGGCUUUCAACGAAGCCCACUACCCGGACGUGUACGCCAGGGAAAUGCUGGCCAUGAAGACGGAGCUGCCCGAGGACAGGAUCCAGGUCUGGUUUCAGAACCGAAGAGCCAAGUGGAGGAAGCGUGAGAAGUGUUGGGGCAGGAGCAGCGUCAUGGCAGAGUACGGGCUCUACGGGGCCAUGGUGAGGCACUCCAUCCCUCUGCCUGAGUCAAUCAUCAACUCGGCCAAGAGCGGCCUGGUGGGCUCCUGCGCUCCAUGGCUGCUUGGGAUGCAUAAGAAAUCCAUGGAUGUGACAAGGAAGCCUGAGAGCGAGGAGAAGAUGCCGGACAGCUGGAGAUUGGAAGGUCCUGAGGAGGAAUUACAAGUGAGGCCAGCAGAGCACCAGAGAAGCGCUGGUGACAAACUCAGCUCUCUGGACAACUCCGAGGAUACCGCGAUGGAUCUCUCUAGCACAGCAAAGCAAGGGAACAGGAGUGCUUUGAGACAGUGUCUCAAAGGAGACCCCCAGACAGAUGGGAAGAACAAUGACUACUAAACUCAGGGAGCAAGGGCAGUGCGGGGCGCUAGGAAAACGAGACCCUGGAGCACUUUGGAAAGACAGGGCUAUUUAUGAGGUAUUUUUCAAACAAUUAACACAGCAUUGUACAUGAAUCUGAGACCUGUUAAAACCGGAUCUAGCCACGAUCCCUUCCCCAGCCCUAACGUUACAGCUGUUAGCAUGUAACAAACAGAGCUGAGGGGAAGGUUUGGUAAUGUUGAUGUGAAAAUGUGACUGAUUCUUGGGCCGCUCUAGUGAUACAUCGGGAGAACCUCCCUUUCAUUCUGUAAGACAAGCAGCUGAAAGACACUUCUGCCAGCUAGCCAGGUGCAUGAGCAAGCGUGGAGUUAUUUCCUCUGGAACCUGACUGGGCAGGACAUAACAGAACCCUUCUUUCAGAAGUUACAUUCCAGCGUUUACUAUGUGGAACUGGGCAAGCACCAAAGUGGCAAUUCUGUGUUUAAAAUAUGCAACUGUUUGGCCUCGAGAAGAAGUGAAAGCUUUUCUUAAAGACUGGGGAUUGGUUUUUCAGCUCUUGUAAGUUGACAUCGUGCCAUUGAUUUCAGGAGAGCCAGGCCAGCUUGCCCCACUUGGAGCUGUGUAUCAGUCAAUACAGCCUUAUAAGCCAAUUACACGGUGUAUCUGACUUAGACCUUGUCUCUGUGGCUACGUCUAGACUGGAAUGAUUUUCUGCAAAUGCUUUUAACGGAAAAGUUUUCCAUUAAAAGC
Pelodiscus sinensis (Chinese soft-shelled turtle) is the source of this 1289-nucleotide messenger RNA. The record is from RefSeq and is a predicted model, not a curated record. Lineage: Eukaryota; Metazoa; Chordata; Testudines; Trionychidae.